CCUCGUCCUAUAGGUUAUGUUAUGUUAUUUGCCGGACAGUCUUAGCAAAAUUUUGAGAUCUCUUGUUUUUCUAUGGUUAAAAUAUUAUUACAUAGCCAGUUAUUUUUUAUUAGUGAGGUUGUUGUAUCUUUAUUUCACCCAUUUAUGUACUACUGUGUUUUCAUAAAGUUAUAUUUUAUUUGUAUUGUCGAGAAGUAAACACUAUGCCCACUUGGAAUCAAAUACAAUCACAACUCAGAAAUCCUAAUAAUCCUGUUGUUUUUUUCGACAUUACCGUUGGCACGACGGAAAUAGGACGAAUGAUAUUUGAAUUGUUUGCUGAUGUAGUACCAAAGACAAGUGAGAAUUUUAGGGAAUUUUGUACAGGCGAAUACAGAAGAGAUGGAGUACCACUUGGAUAUAAGGGGGCGACGUUUCACAGAGUUAUCAAAGAUUUCAUGAUACAAGGUGGAGAUUUUGUCAAUGGUGAUGGUACUGGACUGAUGAGCAUCUAUGGUGGAAGUACAUUUGCAGAUGAAAACUUUGCAUUAAAACAUGAUUCUCCAGGACUACUCUCAAUGGCCAACAGUGGCAAAGAUACAAAUGGCUGUCAAUUCUUCAUAACAUGUGCUAAGUGCAACUUCUUAGAUAAUAAGCAUGUAGUGUUUGGAAGAGUCAUCGAUGGAUUAUUAGUAAUGAGGAAAAUUGAAAAUGUACCCACUGGUCCAAAUAAUAAGCCUAAAAUCCCUGUAACAAUAUCACAAUGUGGCCAAAUGUAAAUAAAGCUUAGA
Messenger RNA from Achroia grisella, 770 nucleotides. RefSeq names its product peptidyl-prolyl cis-trans isomerase H. Gene Ontology annotation, biological process: protein folding; protein peptidyl-prolyl isomerization. The transcript is spliced from 3 exons. Gene Ontology annotation, molecular function: peptidyl-prolyl cis-trans isomerase activity. The coding region runs from base 204 to 758 and encodes 184 amino acids. The record is from RefSeq and is a predicted model, not a curated record. Gene Ontology annotation, cellular component: intracellular membrane-bounded organelle. NCBI's taxonomy places the organism in Eukaryota, Metazoa, Arthropoda, Insecta, Lepidoptera, Pyralidae.